AUGAAUUUUUUUAACUCAGCAGCAUCCAUGUGCAGAAGAGUUAGUUUGAGGGAACUAAUCACCGAGGCUCCUGCUUACGGUGGCAGUGGCAUUUCCGAUGGUUCUUCAAGUGGGUUGAGUUUGGUCUUAAAGCGUUGGGCUACUAAGAAAACCGCAGGUUCCACAAAGAACGGUCGUGACUCUAAACCCAAGAAUCUCGGCGUCAAGAAAUUCGGAGGAGAGAAUGUGAUACCGGGGAACAUAAUAGUGCGUCAACGCGGAACUCGGUUUCAUCCUGGAGACUAUGUCGGGAUCGGGAAGGACCAUACUCUGUUUGCAUUGAAGGAAGGACGAGUCAGGUUCGAGAAAAACAAGAUAACGGGACGCAAAUGGAUUCAUGUUGAUCCAAAGGAAGGUCAUGUUCUUCACCCUAUCUACACGAAAGCUGUAGCCGCCAAGUCGACCAAGAUGGAGACGGCUUCGUCCUUGUGA
Thlaspi arvense is the source of this 471-nucleotide messenger RNA. Lineage: Eukaryota; Viridiplantae; Streptophyta; Magnoliopsida; Brassicales; Brassicaceae. The record is from the annotation of a GenBank genome assembly.